Messenger RNA from Spea bombifrons (plains spadefoot toad), 1319 nucleotides. RefSeq names its product complement C1q binding protein (gene C1QBP). The transcript is spliced from 6 exons. Gene Ontology annotation, biological process: cytosolic ribosome assembly. NCBI's taxonomy places the organism in Eukaryota, Metazoa, Chordata, Amphibia, Anura, Pelobatidae. The coding region runs from base 84 to 905 and encodes 273 amino acids. Gene Ontology annotation, cellular component: mitochondrial matrix. The record is from RefSeq and is a predicted model, not a curated record.
UGUGCGACACUUCCGUUUGAGGAGGUGAAAGGUUAGGGGUGUCACAGUGUCCUCUUGUCACACACGUGAGUUAAGGCUGCACCAUGCUCUCAGCUUUGUCCAGGACUCUGCUCUCCGCCGCCAGGGUUGCGGCCUCACGACCCCCAGCAGUGCUCGGCUCACUGGGCACUGUCCGUUCCUUCACCCGCUCCCUGUGGGUGCCCGGCGGCACAAGCUCUGCUCUCAGGCCGACUUUCCUCUAUCCUUAUCGGGGCUUCCCAGCCGUGUCCUGUGGCUGCGGCGGGCUACAUACGGAGGGAGACAAGGCAUUUGCAGAAUUCCUCAAUGAUGAAAUCAAAGAGGAAAAGAAGAUCCAGAAACACAAAUCCCUGCCUAAGAUGACCGGUGGAUGGGAGCUGGAAGUGAAUGGCACAGAAGCUAAGCUUUUACGCAAACUUGCAGGGGAAAAGGUUACAGUAACAUUUAAUACCAAUAACAGCAUCCCACCCAGUUUUGAAGAGGAGACACAAGAAGGCCAGAAGGCUGAGGAGAAUGAGCCCGACCUUGUAUCCACUCCCAACUUUGUUGUAGAAGUUACAAAACAGGAUACCAAUGAGACAUUGGUGCUUGACUGUCACUAUCCUGAAGAUGAGGUAAGUCGUGGUGAAGAAGAGGAGGAAAGUGACCUUUUUGCCAUUCGAGAGGUUAGCUUCCAGCCAACAGGAGAGACUGACUGGAAAGAGACCAGCUACACACUAAACACAGAUUCUCUUGACUGGGCCCUGUAUGACCACUUGAUGGAUUUCCUGGCUGACCGGGGGAUUGACAACACUUUUGCUGAUGAGCUUGUGGAACUUAGCACUGCUUUGGAACAUCAAGAAUAUAUUCGUUUCCUGGAGAAUCUGAAAAGCUUUGUUAAAUGUUAACUCUGAGAGGCAUAGGGAUUUCUUGUUUUCCUCAUAUUGAAACUUCAACAUUUUAGUAUAAUUAGCAUUUCAGAUAUUUCAAAUGUUGGAGAAAUUUCCGCUAAGAUGCCGAAGUACACAUUUUCUUUAGUUUUUUUUCAUUUUAGGAAAGGGUGUGUGUGCUUCAAUCCAUCAAGGCCACAGCUGGGAGUUAUGAUCUCUUCCAUGGAGCGAGAAGAAUUAAGGCUUCUCUUACCUUGUUUAACAGCAUCUGAGAGUCCAGUGUCAACCAAACACUGCAACUAGCCUUCUUUCAACAUGCAGUAGUUUCUGCACUAAUUUAACAGACCAAUCUCAAUAUUGUAUGUUCUAUUAUAAAAUAUUAUGUCAUUUUCAUUUUUGUAAAAAUCCCUUAACAAAAAAUGACUCUUGAAA